UAAACCUGAUCUUAACCACAUUAAUAACAUUAUGUCCAACCCUAACUUUUAAAUUAAGACCCCAAAAUAAAAAUUACGAUUUUAAUUUUUACCGAAGCCAAUUCUGACUUUGUGGCUGUGGUAACUAGGGACAACCCAGCCACGUUAUUUUAUAGUUCAUUGGAAACUGGUAGCUUGCUAGCCGAAUUAUUAACCCGCUUUAAUGUAUAUUAGCCACUGUGUUUUGAACACACUUCUGUCAAUCUAGCUAAUUAUAUAAUUUCAUUGCAUAUUUACGUUGUUAUUGUUAUUAGUUAGCUAACUGUAGCUGGCUGGUUAAGUUAGCAUUAGCAUAGUUAGCUAACUGUUAGCCCUCAUCCCCAGACCAUGAGUUCACCAAGCUGCUCUCCUCCUGAUGAAGAGGAGGAGGAGGAGGUCUGCUGGACGGAGAAAGAGGGUCUGUGGCUGAAUGUUGUCGUGAAAGAGGAGAAUGAAGAGGAGGCUGUUACAGUAACAAAAGUAGAGGAAGAGGAGGAUGUCACAGUAACAAAAGAAGAGGAAGAGCAGGUUGUUACAGUGAAAGAGGAAGAGGAGGUUACUGUGUUGGGAGUGAAGGAGAAGGGAGAGAUAACUGUCACAUUGGACGAGGAAGAGACAGGAGAUCGGAUUAACACCAGAGAGAGACGGGACUAUCGUGGAUCCUCUGGGGAGCCUCAACAACCUCAUGAUGCUGACAAGAAAGUGAAGAGUCUCUCCAGAUCCAGAUCAAAACACCUGAAGAAACACCAGCGGAGACCCAAAACGAAAACUCACUGCUGCUCUGACUGUGGGAAGAGUUACUUAAGAUCAGAUUCACUGAAACUACACCAGAGAAGCCACACAGGAGAGAAACCUUUUUGCUGCUCUGACUGUGGGAAGAAAUUCACCUCCUCGGCAGACCUUAAAAGACAUCAGAGAAUCCACACAGGAGAGAAACCUUUUAGCUGCUCUGACUGUGGAAAGAGUUUUGUUUCGUCAGGACAUUUAAAAUCUCACCAGAGAACACACAAAGUAGAGAAACCCUAUAGCUGUACUCAAUGUGGGAAGAGUUUUACUCACUCAAGCAGCUUGAUAGUACACCAGAGAACACACACAGGAGAGAAACCUUAUAACUGUGAUCAAUGUGGGAAGAGUUUUCUUUCAUCUGGUCGUCUGACAAUACACCAGAGAACACACACAGGAGAGAAACCUUACAGCUGUGAUCACUGUGGGAAGAGUUUUACUACAUCUAGCCAGCUGACUUUGCACCAGAGAACACACACAGGACAGAAUCCUUAUAGCUGUACUCAAUGUGGGAAGAGUUUUACUCAGUCAAACAGCCUGGUAUCACAUCAGAGAACACACACAGGAGAGAAACCUCAUAGCUGUGAUAAAUGUGACAAGAGAUACUCUGAUAAAAGAUCUCUGAUUAAACAUCAGAAAAUACAUAGUCUAACAUCUCUGACCAUGCGGCCACUAAGCUGCUCUCCUCCUGAUAAAGAAGAGCAGAAUGUCACAGUAAAACAAGAAGUAGAGGGUGAAGCUGUUGCCGUGAAAGAAGAAGAGGAAGACGUUUCAGUGAAAGAAGAGGAAGACGUUUCAGUGAAAGAAGAGGAGGAUGUUACAGUAAAAGAAGAGGAAGGGAAAGAGGAGGAUGCAGUUUUUGGAGUGGAGAAGGAAGGGGAGAUUACUGUCACAUUGAAAGAUGAAGAGGUGGAGGUAGGAGAUCUGAUUAACACCAGAGAGAGACGUGACGAUCGUGGAUCCUCUGGGGAGCCUCAACAACCUCAUGAUGCUGAGGAGACAGAGAAGAGUCUCUCCAGAUCAGAACAUCUCAAUAAACACCCGCAGAGAACCACAGGGAAGGGAACUCACUGCUGCUCUGACUGUGGGAAGAGAUUCACAUCAUCAGGCAUUAAAAUUCAUCAGAGAACACACACAGGAGAGAAACGUUAUAGCUGUGGUCAAUGUGGGAAGAGUUUUACUUCAUUUGGCAAUCUGACUCAACACCAAAGAACACACACAGGAGAGAAAUCUCAUAGUUGUGAUCAAUGUGGGAAGAGUUUUAGUCGAUCUGGAGAUCUGACAGUGCACAAGAGAAUACACACAGGAGAGAAACCUUAUAGCUGUGGUCAAUGUGGGAGGAGUUUUAGUCGAUCUGGAGAUCUGACAGUGCACAAGAGAAUACACACAGGAGAGAAAUCUUAUAGCUGUGAUCAAUGUGGGAAGAGAUUUGCUACACCUGGCCACCUGACUCUACACCAGAGAACACACACAGGAGAGAAUCCGAAUGGAUAUAGCUGUGAUCAAUGUGGGAAGAGAUUUGCUACACCUGGCCACCUGACUCUACACCAGAGAACACACACAGGAGAGAAACCUUAUAGCUGUGAUCAAUGUGGGAAGAGUUUUAGUCGAUCUGGAGAUCUGACAGUGCACAAGAGAAUACACACAGGAGAGAAACCUUAUAGCUGUGGUCAGUGUGGGAAGAGAUUUACUCAGUCACACAGCCUGAUACACCACCAGAGAAUACACACAGGAGAGAAACCUUAUAGCUGUGAUCAAUGUGGGAAGAGAUUUGUGACACCUGGCCACCUGACUCUACACCAGAGAACACACACAGGAGAGAAAUCGUAUAGCUGUGAUCAAUGUGGGAAUAGAUUUGCAACACCUGGCCACCUGACUCUACACCAGAGAACACACACAGGAGAGAAACCUUAUGGCUGUGGUCAAUGUGGGAGGAGUUUUAGUCGAGCUGGAGAUCUGACAGUGCACAAGAGAAUACACACAGGAGAGAAACCUUAUAGCUGUGAUCAAUGUGGGAAGGGAUUUGCUACAUCUGGCAACCUGACUCUACACCAGAGAACACACACAGGAGAGAAACCUUAUGGCUGUGGUCAAUGUGGGAGGAGUUUUAGUCGAUCUGGCUAUCUGACAGUGCACAAGAGAAUACACACAGGAGAGAAACCUUAUAGCUGUGAUCAAUGUGGGAAGAGAUUUGCUACAUCUGGCCACCUGACUCUACACCAGAGAACACACACAGGAGAGAAACCUUAUAGCUGUGAUCAAUGUGGGAAGAGUUUUAGUCGAUCUGGAGAUCUGACAGUGCACAAGAGAAUACACACAGGAGAGAAAUCUUAUAGCUGUGGUCAGUGUGGGAAGAGAUUUACUCAGUCACACAGCCUGAUACACCACCAGAGAACACACACAGGAGAGAAACCUUGUUGCUGUGAUCAAUGUGGAAAGAGUUUUAGUCGAUCUGGAGAUCUGACAGUGCACAAGAGAAUACACACAGGAGGGAAACCUUAUAGCUGUGAUCAAUGUGGGAAGAGUUUUGUUCAAGCUUGCCAUCUGACUCAACACCAGAGAACACACAGGAUUGAAAUCUCAUAGCUGUGACCAGAGAUAAUCUGAUAAAAGAUCUCUGAUCAAAUAUUAGAAAAUACAUACAUGAAGUAGUUGUUUCAUGAUUUCAAUGAAUUAAUGUCACAAUGUAGAAUUUUUUAACAUUGUAGUAGGAGUAUUGUAAUGAUUUCACAAUGUAGAAGCCUAAACGUGUGCCCACUUAUGAAUUGAUAUCAACAUGUUAUGGAUAUUAGCCUCAUGGGGA
Molecule: messenger RNA, 3604 nt
Organism: Oncorhynchus keta (chum salmon)
Lineage: Eukaryota; Metazoa; Chordata; Actinopteri; Salmoniformes; Salmonidae
Product: zinc finger protein 271-like
Source: RefSeq, a predicted model, not a curated record